Molecule: messenger RNA, 1827 nt
Organism: Beta vulgaris subsp. vulgaris (sugar beet)
Lineage: Eukaryota; Viridiplantae; Streptophyta; Magnoliopsida; Caryophyllales; Amaranthaceae
Exons: 6
Coding region: 396-1610 (404 amino acids)
Source: RefSeq, a predicted model, not a curated record
AAGCUGCACAAAUUUGCCAAUUUCCAGGUUUUUCUAGGACUCAAAUAACUCUUGAAAAAUUUCUUCUUCUUUUAUUUCAAUUCUCUCUCAAAAAAAAAAUUCAAACAAUUCACGCACGAUUUUUCACGGUUCAUUUUCAGUUUUCACUCUCUCAACUCUUCUCGGACCUCCUGCUGCUGUUGCCUGGUGGCUUCGUUCGUAUCGCAUAAUCGCCAUUGUAACUCGCCGACCUGCAGCCGCAGAAUCGGUCGGAAAUUGGUGGACGACGGUGGACGCCUGGACGGACAACCUUCAUGAGUCGUGACUCGUGACUAGUGAAGGGUAAUUGGUGGUGAACCACCAUUAGAAAUUCCUGGAUCUGCCACUGUUUGAGGGUCCAACAUUUGUUGCUAAAAAUGGAGGAAACUAUUGCUACUUCUGAAACUCACAACUCCUCCCAAUCUUCUUCUCGUGUAAUUUGUCGCGUAUGUCAAAAGCAAUUUUCGCAAUAUACUUGUCCUCGCUGCAAUACCAGGUACUGCUCUCUCCAUUGUUACAAGUCUCACAGCCUCCGAUGUACUGAAUCUUUUAUGCGGGAGAAUGUUGUGGAUGAGCUGAGGCAGCAACGUCCUGAUGAUGAAAGCAAGAAAAAGAUGCUGGACAUACUCAAAAGAUAUCAUGCUGAAGAUGAGGAGGAUAGUAUGGAUGAGGAUGAGCUAGCUCUCUCAGAGGAGACAAUUGAAAAGGUUCUAUCAGGUGGUGAAAUAAAUUAUGAUGACCUAAGUGCUCAAGAGAAGAAGCUUUUCCAAAGAGCUAUAGCAACUGGAGAACUGAGCAAGAUGAUUGAGCCAUGGGAGCCGUGGUGGUUGAAGCCUUCAGCUCGAACAAUGUCUCUCAGCCAUGAAGGAACCCGGCUUAUCCAGCCUUUAGCAACCCGAGAGGAAGCAUCAGGAUUAAAUCCUGACGAAAACCUUGAGAGUGAAAUUCCACCUGGACCAGAAACAUCAUUACCACCACUUAAGGAGCUUACUUCUGCCGAGCCUUCCCCACUCCUCGCCUUUCAUCUGGUUGACAUCCUAUACAGUUACUGUUUUACCCUCCGUCUUUAUAACGGGGAUUGGCAGUCAGAUGCUAUAGGAGCUUCCAUGGUGAUCUUGAGUUUAUCCUCUGUUUUGGGCCAAGGAGCACAACCAGAAUCUAUGUUUGAAGCUAUUUCAUAUUGCUUAGAGCAGACUUGUUCUCCAGCCUUUAGACACAUGGGUGGUUCAUUAUUCGGUUUUGGUGUUCUUGAUGACGUGGUGUCUAUAAUUUGCUCAGGUAGGGCUACUCUAGUGUGUGCAGUAUCCGAUUUGCAGAGGAUGGUCGAGGCAGGUGAGAGGGAGCUGAAAUCUGAGAAACCUAAAAGAGCAAAGAGUUCAGAGGUUAAGAGCAAGCUUAAGUCUGUUAUAAGGAAGAUCUACUUUAUCUUGUCUUGGGUGAACGAACAAGAAGAAGAAGUUUGGUCUUCUUUGUCAGUUCUUGUGCAGGCUGAAAAGGCUUCACAAUUAGAAUACCGAGGCAACGAAAGAAGGAGAUCCUCGACGGCUGAGAAGGCAAACAGUGAAAGCAAAGCUCUAAUAGAAGAGGUUUAGUUGUGACUAAUUAUUGUAUUUCAGAUGAAGCUAUUGUCAUCAUAGGUUAUCAACAAAUAUUCAGAUGCUACAAUGUUGAUAAAUCAGAGGAGAGAAUGUACAAAUACUUUUUUUUUUUUUUGGUAGUACGAGAAUCCCAACCAGUGGAAAAGAUAAAGAUGUUAAUGAAUGUGAUAGCCAAAUUUUGUUUUGGUAUACUACUUGAACUCUUGCGGCC